GAAAAAGGAGCAGAGCAAUUGUAUGCUUCCAAGUCAUAACAAUCUUUAUUGGUUGGAGAUUUGCGCCUGGUUCAAAUAAAAAAAAAAAUAUCUCUCCUCCAUUUGGAAACAGGCGACGAUGACGGCCAGGGAGUAAAGAAAUCCAGCAUAGCAUGCCAGCCACCUGCCCCGUAACUUCUUUGUUGUUUGUUCCCCUUCAUCAUCCUACUACUCCCGUUCCGCCGAAGCUACCGAGGACGGGCGCACGCAGGCGGAGGACCAGCGCCGUCGUCCAAUCCGCAUCCGCUAGUAGGGGGAACAGCCGGCAGCGCGAAGCAAGGAUUUGGAGGAUGACAGAAGCUGCAGUUACAAGGUACUGGUGCCAUGGAUGUGAGAAGGCCAUUGAGGAGGCCAUGGGGGAGGAGAUCAAGUGCCCAUUCUGUGAUGGUGGAUUCAUUGAAGAGAUGAUCGGGGAGGAAUUUGAGGGGUUGGUCAGUCAGCAGUCAGAGCGGGAUUUAUCACAAUGGGGAACGUCAAACAACCCUUUUGAGCAGCCAGGAUCGGCAGCAGACAGUGAGGAUGAAGAUGACGACGAUGAUGAUAUAGGCCGUGAAUUUGAGGGUUUCAUCAGGAGGCAUGGACGAGCAUCAGCUCUGCGUCGUGUGCUUGACAGCAUCCAGGAUGACCUUAGAGCUGACAGGGAAAGGGACCACUCCGUUCUGAUCAAUGCCUUCAACCAAGCCCUCGCUCUGCAAGGCUCGGUACUUGACGCUGAUGAGGCUCGAGAUGACCAAGGUGGAUCUAACAAUGAUGAUGGCUUGCUUGAAGAAUAUGUCCUGGGGGCUGGGCUGAGCCUGCUGCUUCAACAUUUGGCUGAGAAUGACCCAAACCGGUAUGGCACCCCUCCUGCAAAGAAAGAGGCGGUUGAAGCUCUGCCCACUGUCCAAAUAGCAGAGGUUGUCAGCUGUUCAGUCUGCCUUGAUGAUCUUGAGCUGGGGUCCCAUGCAAAGCAGAUGCCUUGCGAGCAUAAGUUCCACUCUCCUUGUAUCCUGCCAUGGCUUGAACUCCAUAGCUCCUGCCCUGUGUGCCGGUUUGAGCUGCCAUCUGAAGAGACGAAAGAUUUGAAUGAGCCUAGCAAUGUCGACAGAACAGAGAGCACCCAAGAGGAAGUCAGGGCUGAUGGCCCUGAAAAUGACAGUGAGAGCAGUAACAGAGCAUGGGCCCUUGUUCCUUGGUUCAGUGGGCUAUUCUCAACACCUGAACCGCAAACUGCCAGAGGCGCUUUCACCGAUCAACAGACUCCAUCCGCUUCUGGAACCAACCCGAAUGCUGGGGAAAGUUGAUUUCUUCCUCCUUUGUGAAUAAUGCUCAUACAUCUAAGAAUAGCAAUGAACCUUGUCAGUAGAUGACUUAUUUUUCUGUACUGACAAUCAUUGGAUGGAUCGCAAGGUACAAAGUUUGUGGCUGUUCUGUUUUGCCAGGAUUUUAGCGAUCAUUUCACCUUUAAUUAAUUUCAUAGCUACUGAGCCUAUGCGAUCAUUUGCUUUC
This is a messenger RNA of Sorghum bicolor (sorghum), 1527 nucleotides long. RefSeq names its product E3 ubiquitin-protein ligase RING1-like. The coding region runs from base 153 to 1322 and encodes 389 amino acids. The record is from RefSeq and is a predicted model, not a curated record. Lineage: Eukaryota; Viridiplantae; Streptophyta; Magnoliopsida; Poales; Poaceae. Gene Ontology annotation, molecular function: ubiquitin protein ligase activity. Gene Ontology annotation, cellular component: cytoplasm. Gene Ontology annotation, biological process: protein ubiquitination. The transcript is spliced from 2 exons.